CAGAAGUACCAUCACAGGUAUCACAUUGAAACCUGUCCGACUGGCUUUCCGAGUAUUAAAAAAUCUCUAAAGUAGAGCCGACCUACUGAAUAGAAGAGUGAGAACAUGGCUCGGGUUCUAGUCGGAGUUAAGCGGGUCAUUGACUAUGCUGUUAAGAUCAGAGUAAAGCCGGACCAUAGCGGGGUGGUGACCGAUGGUGUCAAACACUCCAUGAACCCCUUCUGCGAGAUCGCCGUGGAGGAGGCCGUCAAGCUCAAGGAGAAGAAGUUCGUCAAGGAGGUGGUCGCGGUCAGCUGCGGCCCCCAGCAAGUGCAGGAGACCAUUCGCACAGCCCUGGCCAUGGGCGCUGACCGGGGAAUCCACGUGGAGGUUUCUGGGAAAGACUACGAGACCCUGGGGCCCCUGCAGGUCUCCAAGAUCAUGGCCGCCUUGGCCAAGAAGGAGGAGGCCAAAAUGGUCAUUUUGGGCAAACAGGCGAUCGACGACGACUGUAACCAGACGGGCCAGAUGACCGCCGCCCUGCUGGACUGGCCUCAGGGCACCUUCGCGUCGGAGGUGACUGUGGAGGGGGACAAGGUGAAGGUGGUGAGAGAGAUUGACGGAGGGCUGGAGACCAUAAAGCUGAGCCUACCGGCGGUGUUGACUGCUGACCUGCGGCUCAACACCCCGCGAUACGCCACGCUGCCCAACAUUAUGAAAGCGAAGAAGAAGAAGAUUGCUAACGUGAAGCCUGCGGACCUGGGGGUGGACCUGACCUCGCGGGUGGAGGUGCUACGUGUCGACGAGCCCCCCCAGAGACAGGCGGGGGUGAAGGUGGAGACGGUGGAGGACCUGGUCGCCAAACUCAAGGAGGCGGGGAGGGUAUAGAGCCAGCAGGGGGCGACAGGGAGCGCGGAGGGGCGCAGGAGGAUGGACCGAACCGCAGAAUGCACCGAGCCGGGCCUGUGAAAUGGUGCGUUCCUGGCAACCCAGCCGAUCCAGAACCAGGACCCCGCCCCCUUCUCUGUGUGUGACUCCGCCCACCCCCCCAUGCCUCCCCCUCCCCCCGGUGUCUCCGUAGGUGGAAGUGUGCAGUGUGACACUGUGAUGUAGAGGACUGGCAACCAUGGAAACGCUGAUGCAUUUUGAAUGACAUGCUACAAUUAAGCAGUGUAUAUAGAUUUAUUUGCAUUUGAUUAAGGGUCAGACCUUGGGCCUAACCAUCUAUUCUGUGCUACAAAACAGGCUAAUGUGUCCAUAAAACUCCUCUUUCUUCAUCCCAGCAGUUUUCCUCAUCUCAUACUCCUUUGUGGGCCAGUGAAGUCCACGUUGGCCUGUACUGAACCAUCUGCACUGUUCAUUUAUCCCACUGUAGCAUACUGGAGAAUUUUUUUAAGUGUUACGUGUAAAUAUGGAAGCAGGGCUGUAUUGAGGAGAUGAACGUUUCUGAGGUUAAUUGUUAUAAAGAUGACUAUUUUUUUUCCCUCUUUUUCUUUCACCUUGUAAAGAGUUUUGAAAUGCAUCGCCGUUUCUGCAGAACGGUGGUUCUCAGUACCGAAAGGGAGGUGGGGAAGCGUUCAUUCAUCGCAAAGUUGACUUACCACAAGCGCCUCUUUAGCUCUGAUUGUGCAUCAUAACAUAGCAUCGUCCUACGGUAACAAUAAAGAAUAACUGUCUUUUUUUCAUAUCUAAA
This is a messenger RNA of Anguilla anguilla (European eel), 1672 nucleotides long. RefSeq names its product electron transfer flavoprotein subunit beta (gene etfb). The record is from RefSeq and is a predicted model, not a curated record. Gene Ontology annotation, molecular function: electron transfer activity. The transcript is spliced from 7 exons. Gene Ontology annotation, cellular component: cytosol. The coding region runs from base 106 to 867 and encodes 253 amino acids. NCBI's taxonomy places the organism in Eukaryota, Metazoa, Chordata, Actinopteri, Anguilliformes, Anguillidae.